AUGGAGCAAAUUGUAGCAAUUAUGGCUGUUUGCCGACUCACCAUUCUAAAUAGGAUGCCCACUACUCCUCUGACUCUGUUGGUGGUACAUCGGGUGCGGGAACAAGUGAAAGUGCAAGUCCAGAGAAGUGGAAAAAUGAAGACCUGGGGUGGUUCCCGAAGCCAAAGAGCGAAUAUACUGAAUUCUCAAAUAGUAUUCUUCCAAAAUUCUACCUGUACUUAUGGACCACUUGUCCCUACAAGGAACGCUUUCGCCGCUGUUUCUGACUGAAAGAAAGCGCCAGUGGGAAGUUCGAGAGGCUUUGGAAACAAUGAAUCACAAGUUGACUUUUGUGACUUCUGAUAAUCCAACGGCUGCCGGGAGAUUUAUGGAGGAAAAUUUUUGCGCAAAAUGCCAUGACGCUAUCACGAUUAAGAACAACAUUAAUGACCUUUCAAAGCUGAAGGUCAAAAAUCGAUGAGCUGAAUGCGAAAGUAAGUGAAGAUGAUAAUACGCUGUUCGAUUCAAAAGGGACGGCAUAUUAAAUCUGGCCACAAAUCUAGUCACGAUGCGGAUGAAGAAUUUCUGGUUAAGCGAUUGUUUGAGGAAAGUGAACUAGUCAGAGGGGACAGUCAGGCUAUUAUAAAGUUUUCAGAUAAAUACAUUGUCCCCGAAAAGCUUGUGGCAGAGUAUGUUGAGCACCUUGUUCAUAUAAAAAUGCGCAAGGAGAAGAAGAAAGAGGAAACCGAAAGGGAGCGAAUGGAACGGCUGGACCGGGAGUACAAUAACAUUGACUGGGUUGGACUGUACAACUCCGAUAAGCUGUCGUCCUUGAGGGUGGACGAUCUAUCCUUGUACUUUUCCCAUCAGAAGAUCACCUUCAAAGGGAAGAAAUCUGAAAAGGUCGCAAUGAUCAAAUCACACAUUGGCAGCUUGCUGUACGAUUCAAUGGAGUGUCAACAACCUCGGCAGCCCCCGCUAAGAAAUGUGCAGCAACAAGUGACCUCAUCACUUUCCGAGGUUGAAACUGACUUGCAAAGUGAUGUAGUAGAUCGAGUUGUCGGUUCAAGCCCGAGUAGCUUAAGUGACGAAUCGUGA
Pocillopora meandrina is the source of this 1077-nucleotide messenger RNA. The record is from the annotation of a GenBank genome assembly. Lineage: Eukaryota; Metazoa; Cnidaria; Anthozoa; Scleractinia; Pocilloporidae.